This is a messenger RNA of Orycteropus afer afer, 1890 nucleotides long. It is a transcript of the gene IL27RA, whose product is annotated as interleukin 27 receptor subunit alpha. The transcript has 14 exons. The record is from RefSeq and is a predicted model, not a curated record. Gene Ontology annotation, biological process: cytokine-mediated signaling pathway; positive regulation of activated T cell proliferation. Lineage: Eukaryota; Metazoa; Chordata; Mammalia; Tubulidentata; Orycteropodidae. Gene Ontology annotation, molecular function: interleukin-27 receptor activity; interleukin-12 receptor binding; interleukin-23 binding. The coding region runs from base 1 to 1890 and encodes 629 amino acids. Gene Ontology annotation, cellular component: interleukin-12 receptor complex; external side of plasma membrane; interleukin-23 receptor complex.
AUGCGGGGGGCCCGGGCCGCCCCUUUCUGCCUGCGGCCGCUGCCCCAACUCUACCUGCUACCUCUUUUGUUUCUGCUUUUGAACCGGAUUCGUCCCCAAGGCAGCCUUGGGCCUAUGCAAUGCUACCGAGUUGGACUCUUGGGUGACUUGAACUGCUCUUGGGAGCCACUUGGGGACUCAGGAACCCCCUCCACGUUGCACUUCCAGAGCCAAAAGUAUCAUCUCAACAGGACCCAAGUUGUGGCAGUGCCCCCCGGGCAGAGUUGGGUGACCAUUCCGCGGGAACAGUUCACUGAGUUUGACACACUCCUCGUCUGGGGAGCCAAGGCAGAUGGGUCUGUCUGGCCCCCAGUCUCUGUGGACCUAGAAACCCGAGUGAAGCUCGGCGCCCCGUGGCUGUCCCCCGACAUCGAAUUUUUAGAGGAUGGACCCCUGGAGACCACUGUGCAGUGGGCCCCACCCACAUGGCUGCCUCAUCAGGAGGACAUGGUUUGCCAGUUCUACUACCGACGAUGCCAGGAGAAGGCUUGGACCCUGCUGGAGCCAGAACUGAAGUCGGUACCUCUCACCCCUGUCGAGAUCCACGACCUGGAGCUGGCCACUGGCUACGAGAUGUCUGGCCGCUGUCGAAUGCAAGUAGAAGAGGAACUGUGGGGCGAAUGGAGCCCCAUUCUGUCCUUCCAGACACCGCCCACCGCUCCGAAAGAUGUGUGGGUGUCUGGGAACCUGUGUGGGACACUAACUGAACAGGAAACCCUGCUUCUGUGGAAGGCCCCAGGGCCCUGUGUACAAAUAAGCUACAGAGUCCAGUUCCGGGUUGAAGGUCAGAAGCUGCUCCUGGAGGGGAUCCCCUGCUGUAGCUCCUCCAUCCCCAGCCAGGCCCAGUGGGCAGGGGUGUCUGCCAUCAAUGCCACCAACCAGGAGACCUUCACCAACCUCUCUUUGGCCUGCUCAGGCUUUGCCCCUUAUGACGUGGUGGUCGGCAGCACUUCUGACAGCAAGGAACUGCUGGUGACCUGGCGACAGGGAGCUGGGGGGCUCUGGGAGCACGUGGUGGCCUGGGCUCGAGACGGAGAUCCCCCGGAGAACCUCAGCUGGGUCUGGCUUCCCCCUGGGAACCUCAGCGUCCGUUUGCCAGGAAAUUUUGAGAGAGGAGUUCCCUAUCACAUCACGGUGACCACAGUUUCUCCUUGGGGUUUGGCUCCUGCCCCCUCAGUCUGGGGAUUCAUAGAGGAACUGGCUCCCCUUGUGGGGCCAGAGCUUUGGCGACUCCAGGAUGCUCCCUCAGGAACCCCCACCAUAGCAUGGGGAGAGGUCCCAAGGCACCAACUCCGGGGCUGCCUCACCCACUACACUUUGUGUGUGCAGAGUGAAACUGCAUCCCCCGACUGCAUGAAUGUGAGUGGUGGCACCCAGAACAUCACCUUGCCAAAUCUUCACUGGGGUUCCUGUGAGCUGUGGAUGACCGCAUCUACUGUGGCAGGACAGGGCCCACCUGGUCCUAGCAUCCAGUUGCACCUACCAGAUAACACACUGAAGUGGAAAGUUCUGCCAGGUGUCCUCCUCCUGUGUAGCAUCCCCCUCAUAGGUCUGGCCCUAGCCAUCUCUAGGAAUGUCCACCUUCAGCAUAAGGUGCUGCCCCACUGGGUCUGGGAGAAGGUUCCGGACCCUGCCAACAGCAAUUUUGGCCAGCCCCACAUUGAGGAGGAGCCCUGGGCCCCACCCCUCUGGGAUGUGCCCAUCCUGGAGGUGCAGGAAAUGGAGCCGCUGCCAGGUACGGAGCUCCCCCAGCCCCCUGCUGCACUUGACUCUGGGUAUGAGAAACAUUUCCUGCCCACACCUGAGGAGCUGGGCCUUCUGGGGCCCCCCAGAACUCAGGUUCUGGCCUGA